UGACAGCGUCACCUGUGUGUACUUCAGGGUCCUGGAGGAAACGGAACCCAGCGGAUUAACGAGCUGACCGGCCGCGUUACGGUGACGGGUUGUUCUCACCGUGAUGUCACUGGAGGCAACCAGCAACCACCGCACCCUCCGCAACCGCGGUGACUGAUCGUCCCUGUCCUUUCUCUGUCGUGUCGGUCGGCGGCCGGCUAACGUUAGCUAGCUGACGGGAUGAACGGCAGCUCGGCCCGCAGCCGCUCUGGACCCGGUCCGGCCGCAGAGUAGCGUCAGAACACAUCACGGACGGACGGUUUUAAUUUGUCUGUUUUCGCUUGUGGACAUUGGGAGUUCGGAUGUUCUGGACCACAGGAAGCCUCUCUGAACUGUUCGCCCCCCCAGAACCACGGAGACGUGAGGAUCUCGAGCCUCAUUAGAAAAACCGCAGUUUUUAGUCUUAAGCGGGAUAGUCGAGUGUUUCUCUUGGUUCUGAGGACCGGGUCUGUAUGUUCCGGACUACAGCAGACCUUUGUGGAUCUUUCGGCUCCCGGUGAAACCCUCCUAAACCAUGGGCACUCAGGGACCGGGCAGGAAGAGGAUCCCGAAUCAGGAGAAGCUGACGGCUGAGGACGAUGCUCUCAACCAGAUCGCACGGGAGGCAGAGGCGAGGCUGGCAGCGAAGCGAGCAGCGAGAGCCGAGGCCCGAGAGAUCAGGAUGAAGGAGCUGGAGAAGCAACAGAAAGAGCGGGUCAGUCAGAUGGUUGGGUGGUGUCUGGGUGGUGUUGGUCCUCAGCUCUCUCUGCUGUUUCACAGCCACAAGAAGUAUUAUGGUCUGGAUAAUAAGUGGGGUCACAUUGAACAGUGGAUGGAGGACAGUGAGCGGUACUCUCGCCACUCACGGAGACACGCUUCGAUGUCAGAUGACGAGGAGAAGAUGUCUGUGGGCAGCCGGGGAAGCUUCAGGCCUUCAGACUACAGUGGGUUUUUGGGCUCCAGCUCUCGGGCCUCCUCUAGGGCCAGUUCUGCUCGUGCAAGCCCAGUGGUGGAGGAGCGGCCUGACAGAGACUUUGUGGAUAAAGGUUCGAGGACGGCCUCCACUCUCUCCGCCGCCACACUCGCCUCUCUGGGCGGAGCUUCGUCUCGCAGAGGAAGCUGUGACACGUCGUUCUCCGUGGAGACAGAGGCGUCAAUCAGAGACAUGAAGGACUCUCUGGCUGAGGUGGAGGAGAAGUACCGUAAGUCGAUGGUUUCUAACGCUCAGCUGCACAACGAGAAGUCGACUCUGAUGUAUCAGGUGGAAACUCUGAGGGAGGAGCUGAGCGACAUGGAGGAGCUGCUGUGGGAGUCACGGCGACACUGUGACAUCACCAGCAAGGAGUUGGAGCGCGAGCGUCAGGCUCACAGUGUUCUUCAGUUCCAGUUCACAGAGAUGAGAGAGACUCUGAGACAGACGGACGAGCUGCUGACGGAGGUGUCUGAUCUGCGGCUGAAGAGCAGCUCGUACUGUCAGGAGGUCUCUGACCUGCAGGAGGUCCUGCAGUGGAAAGAGAAGAAGAUGGCGGCGUUAGAGAGACAAAAAGAAAUCUCCGACAUUGUUCUGGUCGAGCGUGACGGGCUCAGAGGCGAGGUGGUCCGACUCAGAGAUUUACUGAAGAAACAUGGAGUGGAAAUCUCUCUUGAGGUCUCAACCAAUGGGGAGACAGGACGAGGCGAGGAUGAUGUCAGCACAGAAUCUGUCACCCGAUUGGCUCAGGAGCCAACUCAUGGAGGCAGAGAGAGCAUGCUGGGGAAAGUUGGCGAGCAGCAGCCAGCAGAGGGCAGCAAACCUCCAGCAGACGACAUGAGGCGCGAUCACUGUCUGAUUUAUAAACGUCUCCGGUCACCAAACAGAACUCCUAGCAGCAAAACCAAACCUGAAACUUUGAAACCAGCGAAGAGGUCUGAGAAACAGGUUGGAGAGAGACGAGAUAGAUCCCAGAACCGUCCGGGCAGAACCGAGGGUGCAAGAAAACUACCAAGAAACAAUGGAGGAGAAAAGGAGACGAACAAGAACUUUCAGAUCAGACAGGAAAUAAAUCCUUCGUUUAGAAAUGAAGCCGUUAAAAAACAGCCAGGAGCUGCGAGAAAAGCUGCCAUCGCCCGACCGGCUGCUGGUGAUCCGGACUUUAAAGGCAGAACAGAACCUGAAGCCUCGAACCAGGACAAGCUCCUGACUCACGACUCUUCUGACAGCCACAUAUCUAUAACUCAGCUGUCACUGCAUCCAACUGAAAAUCAGUUUGUAGAUUCAGUUUCAGUUGCCCGCAGAACUUCUGGUGAAAAGGUCUACAGAUCCAGACUUGUUCCACCUCGACCCGCAAAAGACAUGAUCCUGGACAACAAGACGGUGGUGUCGAGUCUCAUGGCCGCAGCCGCGAGCUGCUGCCACGAUGGAGAUUCAGCCAGCAGUGUGAGCCGUCAGCAGAGGGAAGCAGCGUCCGACAUCACGGCAUCUGUGGACCGUCUGAGAGAACGUGAACAUGGUGACACGAUGGCCGAAGUGGAAGAUGAACCAAGUGACGGACAAAGAUUAGAAGACACAAACAUCCUUACAGAUUUAGUAGAAAAGGAGACAGUGAUAAUGGAGAAGAGCUCUCAGACUCACAAGACUGAUUUAAGUUGCUGUGGUAAAUCUGAAGGUCGGAGCUUUGACCUCAAAAUGAAACCAUCAGAGCUUCAUGACACAAUCACUGGAGGAACGUCGGAUCCACCUGAGAAGAUUCAGAACUGGAGGAUCGAUGAAGCUGACCCAGUUGGAGAAGCCGUUCAGGUUCAAGACAAAUCUUAUGAACGCACUGAAUGUUACGACGAGACAGAAACCUCGGUGUCAUCGAGUCCGUCCCCACUUGUCCCGGUGCCGGUACUGAAGGACUGGAGCGCUUUAGAGCAGACGAUUCAAAGCCUUCUGAGAGGGUUUGUUGAAAAUCAACGUUUUGCUGAUGAAAUCUUGAGAGUUUUUCCAGCAGUACCAGAAUCUCUCAGCCAAUGGAUUUCAGAGUUGGAGGAGAAGCUGAAGAUGAUCACAGAAAAUGUGUCAGAUCAGCCUGAUGCAGUCAACCAAGAACCAACCGGUCUGAGCAGAACACCAGAAGAUCCAGAACAGAGUCCUGCUGGACCUCCUGCAGUCAUCACAGACCGUCCAGUGUCAGGGAGGAGUGAAGCGGAGGAGGUAGUGGCUCAAACUAACCUCUCCACCAACUCAGGAGACGUUUAUGUAGAUGUUCAAGAUCCUUCGAACGUGGACCAGGGAGUGACAGGAAGUACCUCAGACUCCAUGUUUUGUAUUUGUGACUUUCAGGUGGAGGUCACUGAAUCCUCUCGGGACAAAUCUGUUGACGUCAAAGAAGUGAGGCAAAGUGAGCCGAUGGUGCCGGGCUGCUCUGAGGAUUUCAUCGUGGUUGAAUCUUACUUCUCCGAGUGUGACCUGGAGGGUUUGGUGGACUCGAGGAAUCCGGAUGAAGAGGAGGACAGACAGAUUGUUCAAGGCUGCCAUGUUUCAGUCGAAGAAAAUGUUGAGGAGCAACAAAAAAUCCAUCGAACGUUAUCAACCAACUCUCACGCGGCUCAAGUCUCCAAGAUCAGACGAUUCAUAGAAACAACAGCGGAUGAAAUCAAGGCGAUGGCUGUUCCAGAGUUAGUGCUGCUGAGUUUACAACGAGGGAGAACUGUCGACAAGUCCACAUGGUGGACGAGCGAGGACCUGGAGGAGCCGUCAGCUGAAGACGUGGACAGCUGUGAGGAGGUGGACGAGGAGGCAACACAACAACAUGGCCGACCUGCGGCGGAGGUCGUCAUCGAAGAUGUCAAAGUCAUUCCGGUGGUGAGCGGCGUCAAAUUCCAGAGACGAUGCACGGGAUUUAGUCCAGACGGCAGGAAAGACAAACACAACUCUGACUGCAAGAUUUCAUGAUUUAACUAGACGAGACGUCUGAAGCUCCGGACCAACACUUACAGCUUGUGUGUAAAGGUGAAGUUAAAGUUUUACGGCCUUUUUCAUGUUGAACGUUCAAACAGAACGAACAUGGACUCACGUCAUAUCAGCAGAAACUGUUUCUCAUAAUCAUUUUAUAAACACAACGUCUUUAAACAAACCUGAAGAAGUUCUGAAUCCUUCGUGAGCCGACGUCUUCUGUCUGACACACAAACGUCUGAGCUGAACCGGGACAGAAAAUCAGUUUAUAUAAAUAAUGUGUCUGUUUUCUCCUGGCAGCCAUGUUGAUUCAUUCACCGUGUGGUUUAUAAUUUCAUAUCACUGUCAGCAUGUGUCCAGUCACUGAGAUGUUCCUCAGGGAAAUCAGCCUUUACAGACAUUAGAAACUUGAAGUGUUGAGUUUUAAAUUUCAACGACAAAAUCUCUUAUAUUGACUCUGU
Molecule: messenger RNA, 4395 nt
Organism: Acanthopagrus latus (yellowfin seabream)
Lineage: Eukaryota; Metazoa; Chordata; Actinopteri; Spariformes; Sparidae
Gene: lrrfip1b
Product: leucine rich repeat (in FLII) interacting protein 1b
Exons: 16
Coding region: 554-3934 (1126 amino acids)
Biological process (GO): regulation of transcription by RNA polymerase II
Molecular function (GO): DNA-binding transcription factor activity, RNA polymerase II-specific; RNA polymerase II cis-regulatory region sequence-specific DNA binding
Source: RefSeq, a predicted model, not a curated record